Messenger RNA from Platichthys flesus (European flounder), 3615 nucleotides. It is a transcript of the gene nr1d2b, whose product is annotated as nuclear receptor subfamily 1, group D, member 2b. Gene Ontology annotation, molecular function: nuclear receptor activity; zinc ion binding; RNA polymerase II cis-regulatory region sequence-specific DNA binding. Gene Ontology annotation, biological process: hormone-mediated signaling pathway; negative regulation of transcription by RNA polymerase II; cell differentiation. NCBI's taxonomy places the organism in Eukaryota, Metazoa, Chordata, Actinopteri, Pleuronectiformes, Pleuronectidae. Bases 381 to 2153 code for a protein of 590 amino acids. The record is from RefSeq and is a predicted model, not a curated record. The transcript is spliced from 8 exons.
CAGCGGAGAGGCGCCCUCAACACACAGCCUCUGAAUGGAGAACAGCACAUUCUGCACGUAACCGAGACACAGUGAAUCCCGAGGAAGACGAGACAAGCAUCCGAGGAAUAACACUUCGCUCCUAAACGAAAAACCUCGCUUUGAUACGCAAGAUUUGUUUUCCUGUAAAAACUCGUCGUUUUUUCGGGACAACCGACUGAAGCCGUGACCGUCCUCAUCGGCUCGUUCAGCCCGGUGCAUCUUUAAAUGUUGUAGCGUGCACCAGCCUCUCCCCCCGGAAUCCUUCAGCGACUCCCCGGUUGCUGAGCACUCGACAGAAACACGGCUUGUGCACCGAGGUAGCAGAGGAGGAGGAAAACCCCCGAACGCUCUCACAGGACAUGGAGGCGACCAAAGCUGGAGGCGUAAUAGCCUACAUCAGCUCGUCCAGCCCUGAGUCCUGCAUCAGCGACUCCUCCGGCAGCUACCAGUCGUCCUCCCCGCCACCCGGCUCCUCACCAGGUUGCCGCCAGCUGGGUCAGCCGGCUGACCCCACACUCCCUGCCGGUGGCCAAAUCAAUCCAGGGACUCAAAAGACUGGACGCUCCUCCUCUGUAAAAUGUGGGAUCACAAAAAUCAAUGGCCUGGUGCUGCUGUGUAAGGUCUGUGGUGAUGUGGCGUCUGGUUUCCACUACGGCGUCCAUGCCUGUGAGGGCUGCAAGGGCUUCUUCAGGAGGAGCAUCCAGCAGAACAUCCAAUACAAGAAGUGCCUUAAGAACGACAGCUGCCCCAUCAUGAGGAUCAACAGGAACCGCUGCCAGCAGUGCCGCUUUAAGAAAUGCCUGAUGGUGGGGAUGUCCAGAGACUCCGUGCGUUUUGGCCGAAUCCCGAAGCGGGAGAAACAGCGCAUGCUGCUGGAGAUGCAAAGUGCCAUGAACAACAUGAUGAACAGCAGUCAGCUGCAAAACCAGCUGCACAGCAGCCAGACACUACCUAUCACCAAGCCGCUGCCAGCCAGUGCCACAGAACCUACCUCAGAGCACGCUGGCCCCGCCCCCUCCCGCUCUCCAUCCUCCUUGCUUUGCUCCAGCCCUUCAGACUCCAGCUCAGACCCCCAGCCCACCUUGGCUAUGGACAUCAGCCCCAGCUCAGCCUCACUAAGUGCGCCUGACAGCGGGGAGGAGGAAGUGAUUGGAACGGUGACUAGGGCCCACCAGGAGACCUUCAUGUACAACCAGGAGCAGAGUAACCUAAUGGCUGAGGCCCCGGCCACCACCGUCCCCCUGGAUAGCGGCUCUGAUCAAAACGCAGCUAACUGCUGGAAAGAAGAGCAGCAGGAGGCCUGGAACCACCACCACCACAACAUGGCCACCAUGGCAGCACAGGAGCCCUCCUCCAGCAUGGGCCCCCAGGGUCCAGAGGACAACAGCACCAACCACUGCCCCUUCAGACUGUCCAGAAGCAGCACCAGCCACUGUCCAGCCUACACACACAGAGCCUUCAGAGCUCCAGUUGCAGAGGACCCCGCCACUGGGGCCCCCAGUGGGCACCAGUGGAGAGAAGGCCGACGGCUGCAUCUGGUUUGUCCGAUGAACACUUCUCCUCAUGUGGACCCACAGAAGUCUGGCCACGAGGUGUGGGAGGAGUUCGCCCACAGCUUCACCCCCGCCGUCAGAGAGGUGGUGGAGUUUGGCAAGAAGAUCCCAGGCUUCAGAGAUCUGUCCCAGCAUGACCAGGUCAGCCUGCUGAAGGCUGGCACUUUUGAGGUGCUCGUGGUCCGUUUCGCUUCUCUCUUUGACGUGAAGGACCGCACCGUAACCUUUCUGGGUGGGACGAAGUACAGCGUGGACACUCUGAGGGCCAUGGGCUCCAGCGACCUCCUCAACUCCAUGUUUGACUUCAGUGAGAAGCUCACCAACCUGGGCCUCAGUGAGGAGGAGAUGAGCCUCUUCACUGCCGUGGUUCUGGUCUCAGCAGAUCGCUCCGGCAUCGAGAACGUGAACUCUGUGGAGAUGCUGCAGGAGACGCUGAUCCGCGCACUGCGGGGCCUCAUCACCAAGAACCACCCCAACGAGUCGGCCAUCUUCACCAAGCUGCUGCUCAAGCUGCCUGACCUGCGCUCGCUCAACAAUAUGCACUCUGAGCAGCUGCUGGCCUUCAAGGUCCAUUCCUGAGGUUUGCUCGAAUACUUGAUUCCCACGCCUCCCCCACCCCCCCCCCCUCCACGGGCGACAUGUGAGCAAACUUGGAGACCACCGGCUGGAGAUCACCCGCUACGUCACACUUCCCAGAAAUCCACACCUGUACCUCCCUCUGCCUAUAGAGUGAACUAUAGCCCAAACAUGACAUUUAAAGGGGGAGGAGGACCAUGACAUGUUAUUGUACUGUACUGUAGGGCGUAACUGCCUGUGUGAUGGUAAUGCAUACAUACAGACACACUGAUUGAUGUACAUGUUUCCUGUGUUUGUGUGUAGCAUACGGUGCGUUUGCGACCGUACAAACGUUAGAAGCACUUUUCUCUAUAGUGUAGGCUGGUAUUCUUUGCAUUCAUAGUGCAAUAUGUGACUGCUUUUUAGAUUUGAGCUGUAUAGUGAGGAGUCGAGAAACUUGUGUACAUGUAUUCAGUGAGACACAUGAAUUUGAAUAGGUGCUGUGCUCAUGUGAUCAGUGGAAAUGAUGUAAACCUAAAAAAAGAAAUGAAAAGAAAACCCUGUCGAGGUGGAAUCUUCUUAAUAGACCACGAAGCAGACGACAAUUAGAGGAAUGUGGACAUGGAGCUGCGUAAACGUCUCAGUUCACACUUUGGUCCUCUGAGAAAUAAGAGAAUGUUUCAUUUGAGUGAGAUAAACAGAAGAAGAGGAUGUCUCAUUUGAAGCUUUCUCUCAUGCAGUUGUGUGUGUUCUAUGCUGUUUGUGUGUCAGUUGCAGGAUAUUUUUCUAAAUUAUUUGGGCAUUGUGAAAAAUCGAAUGUAUCGGUGCCGCUCUGUUGCAUGGCGACACAUGAUUUCUACUCACAGAUCAGUGGAAACACUGAACCAUCGAAAUCAAAUUUUGGACUUUAAGCGUCUUGAUACGUUUUCUCUUCUCUUCUAUAUUUUUUUCCAAAACAAAAAAACAUAUUUCUGAGAUUCCAGUGUCUGCUGUCCUCCUAUUCCUGGGUCAUGUUGAGUUUCCUGGUCAGGCACCUAAAUGUUGCUGUCACUCGCUGUCACCAGCAACUUCCACUUGCUUGAAUGAACUUAAUUACUUUUGCAUUUAAAAAAACUGUACAGACUUUAGUUGAGCAUUGUGAAACUUAAUAGGUAGGACUGUUCUACAUUAAAAAAAAACUGUGUAGUAUCACUGAAGUGAUUGUAGCUUAAAGAAAUAAGCUGAGUCGAGGUGACAUCUGAGUUGCUGGUGUUAAGAUAGUUUUUGUGAUGCCAUCGUUUUGUUCCAAUGUUAAAUUCAGAAUGUCUGGUCUUGGAUAUCCAGAGCUUCGGUCUUUGUGUUAACAUUGCUAAACUGUCGCUCUGCUCUCCUCUGUGAAAGGAUUGCAGUAUGCAUAGAUUUCUAUAUAAAUAUAUAUACACAUACUAUCAUACAUAACUGCAUAGAUGAAUAUAUCUAUAUGAAUAAAUUUUCUAAAUGCAUUUCA